This is a messenger RNA of Gastrolobium bilobum, 1110 nucleotides long. RefSeq lists its product as uncharacterized. The record is from RefSeq and is a predicted model, not a curated record. The transcript has a single exon. The coding region runs from base 1 to 1110 and encodes 369 amino acids. NCBI's taxonomy places the organism in Eukaryota, Viridiplantae, Streptophyta, Magnoliopsida, Fabales, Fabaceae.
AUGGUCUCAAACAAGCACCUCGUGCUUGGUUUGAAAAGCUCAGCAACACUCUUUAUAGACUUGGCUUCACCACAGCAAAGUUUGACUCCUCCCUGUUCAUAUCCAUUACUCCAACCACCACUCUUUGUCCUAGUAUAUGUUGAUGACAUCCUUGUCACUGGAUCUUGCUCAUCUGCCAUCAAGUCCUUAAUUCACUCUCUGCAUCAAGCCUUCUCCCUUAAAGAUCUUGGUUAUCUCCACUACUUCCUUGGUAUAGAGGCCACAAAAACAGAAUCUGGAGGAUAUCAUCUUCAUCAGUCCAAAUACAUCCUUGAUCAGCUCAAGAAAGCUAACAUGCAUGACUGCAAAACCAUGCCCACUCCAAUGAUCUCCAGCUCCAAACUUUCAUCUCGUGAUAGAUCUCCUUAUUCUGCCCCUACACAGUACCGUUCCAUAGUUGGUGCCCUUCAGUAUGCUACGAUAACUAGACCUGAAAUAACCUUUAGUGUUAACAAGGUGUGUCAGUUCAUGCAAAAUCCCUUAGACACUCACUGGAAGGCAGUCAAGCGAAUUUUGCGUUACCUGAGUGGUACGGUGUCCCAUGGCUCAAUCAUCAAUCCUUCCUCUAACUUCAACUUAGCUGCCUACUGUGAUUCUGACUGGGGUUUGGAUCUUGAUGAUCGUCGCUCCACCAGCGGCUUCUGCAUUUUCUUUGGCUCCAACCUUGUUACUUGGUCUUCGAAGAAGCAGCAUGUUGUCAGUAGAUCUAGCACCGAAGCUGAAUACCGGUGCUUGGCUGCCACUGUUGCUGAGCUCACCUGGAUCCAGCCACUCCUUUCUGAACUUCGAAUCACCAUUCCACGCCCUCCUACCAUCUACUGUGACAACAUGUCAGCUGUUCUUCUCACCGCUAAUCCCUUUUUUCACUCCCGUACCAAGAACUUUGAGCUUGACCUCCAUUUUGUACGAGAAAAGGUGUUAGCUAAGCAAAUGUCAGUUCAUCACGUACCUGCUUCUGAUCAGCUAGCUGAUGGGCUCACUAAGGCUAUCUCCACUCCCUCAUUUGCUCAAUUUAAGUCCAAAUUGUGUGUUCUUGCGUCCAAGCCCACUCAGCUUGGGGGGGAGGGAUGA